CAAAAAAAUAUGAAAAACAAAAACAAAAUUAAAAACAAAAACUUCAAGUUGAAAACAAUUGAGAGUAAAAUAAAAAAGUUUUGGAAAAAACAAAAAAAUAUACAUAUUAGAAAUCCUGAGCUACCCAAAAUCUACCCAACAGACAAGGGUCGCGAGCCCGCUCAAAGAGAGAGGCACGAAAGAGAGAUGAAGGAUCGAGCAAUCCGAGGCUGUCUAGCUCGAAAAAGACAAGUAACACGACUUAAAACGAACCAAAUCGAAAAACCCCCUAGCUCGAAAAUAAUGCAUCAGACGUCGGCUCGAAGCGGACGUUGGCUUGAAACAGCAAUCCUCCAUCUGACAACAACCGAGGGAUUUGGAAAAAAUUUUUUCUGUUCAUAA
Meloidogyne enterolobii is the source of this 381-nucleotide messenger RNA. Lineage: Eukaryota; Metazoa; Nematoda; Chromadorea; Rhabditida; Meloidogynidae. The record is from the annotation of a GenBank genome assembly.